Molecule: messenger RNA, 2757 nt
Organism: Musa acuminata AAA Group (dessert banana)
Lineage: Eukaryota; Viridiplantae; Streptophyta; Magnoliopsida; Zingiberales; Musaceae
Product: E3 ubiquitin-protein ligase RING1-like
Exons: 2
Coding region: 29-1339 (436 amino acids)
Biological process (GO): protein ubiquitination
Cellular component (GO): cytoplasm
Molecular function (GO): ubiquitin protein ligase activity
Source: RefSeq, a predicted model, not a curated record
UGCGCUUCCAGAAUCAUCCUCCGACGUCAUGUGGGGACCACGGCACGGCGGGGUUAUCGAACGCCGUCGGAAUUCAUCGAGAUCUGUGCAGUUGACGCAUUCGCUGUUCCCUGCGCGCCGUCAAAUAGCUCUGCGUCGUCUCUCCCCUUCAUUCUCCUCUCCGAAGUCGCCUGAUCGUCUGCUCCUCGAUCCUUCCUCCCCUUCCUCCUCAUCUACUGCCGCGGUCGCGACGCCGAUGUCCUUCGUCGGUGCCCACGGCGGCAGCGCCGCCCGCCAGCACUACUACUGCCACCAGUGCGACCGCACCGUAGCCCUUGUACCCAACGCCGCGGAGAUCUCUUGCCCCAUCUGCCACGGCGGCUUCCUUGAAGAGGUCGAGCCUCCUAAUCCGAACCCUAACCCUAAUCCGUUCUUCCCCUUCGCCCCCUCCUCCGAUGCCUUUUUCCUCUCUCCCUCUCUCCCAUUCUUCUUAUCCUCUUCCUCCUCAUCUUCCCCCGCCGCCACUAGCUUCGACCUCCGGAACCCUGGAGAUCUCGCCGGCCUCCUCGGUCCUGACCUCGUCGUUACCCGCUCGGGCCCUGUCGCCCCCUCAGCGGCCCACGGCGCCGCUCCUUUCAAUCCGAUGGUCUUCCUACAAGAUUACUUCCAACAGUUGCUCUCUGGCGGUGCCAACAUCCAGGUCGUAAUCGAGGGUGGCCCUUCCGGUGGCAUAGGCAACCUUGGCGAUUACUUCAUCGGCCCCGGCCUUGAGCAGCUCAUCCAGCAGCUUGCUGAGAACGAUCCCAAUCGCUAUGGCACCCCACCGGCGGCAAAAUCUGCCAUCACUGGCCUUCCGGACAUUAAGAUAAGCGUUGAAUUGCUUGCUUCUGAUGAAGCACAGUGCUCUGUUUGUAUGGAGACUUUCAAGUUGGGGGAUGAGGCUAAGCAGAUGCCUUGCAAACAUAUCUUUCACAAGGAUUGCAUCUUACCAUGGCUUGAAUUGCAUAAUUCCUGUCCAGUUUGCCGCCAUGAGCUGCCAACUGAUGAUCCCGACUAUGAGCAACGUAGAGGGGCACCAGCUGCCCUUUCAGCGCGUCCAACAGCUGGAAUAAGGGAUCCUGGUAGCGUUGGUGGGUCAGCUGGAGCUUUUGCUGAGGGGGGUGCUCCUAGCCCAAGAACGGUUGAGAGGAGGUUUAGGAUUUCACUACCAUGGCCAUUUAGGAUUUUUGGGGCACAAGCUGAAGGUAGCGAUGCUGCUGCUGGUGGGAAUGAUGGUAAUGCUGGAGGCAAUGGCACUGAUGCAAAUUCUGGCCGGCAAGGAGAUGGGCGCUCAGAAACUCGGCAAGAAGAUUUGGAUUGAGAGAAAUCAGAAUCACAGCUUCUUGUUAUUGGUUUUUAAAUACAAGUUGUGUGCAGUCAUCGUGCAGAGCCAAAAUUGCCCCAAAACAAGCCAUCCAGGUUAUCAUUUUGGGAAUUUUCUAGCUCCGCAGAGUGGUGCAGACUGUCAACCAGCACAGCACCCACCCAAGAGCUACUCAGGUGGCAUAUAGUUAGAUGAGCCUUUAGGGUAUUGUCUAGGAUUGGUUUGCUGCUUUGUUCCACAUCAGUGUCAUGUAGGCACUUGUGGGGACUUUUGGCCGUGGCAGACCAUCUUGGACCCUUUUGUCGUGUGACCGUUUAGAGCUUGUGAAAUUUAUGUUUGUAAUUUGUAUUGUCUAUCAAGUGUUUACUGAAAUGACUGCUUAUGGAUCCCGAGUUAAACAUUUUCUCUAGCUCAUCUUCUCUUUUGUAUGUCCUUAAGGAAUCAUAAGAGGUUUCGGGGAGGCUGACUCUUUGCGGACGGACACGUGAGGGUAUCGCACGACUUAGGCAAAACUAAUUAAGUCUGUGACAAUAUAGUGGUUGUUGGACUAGUAAAUACUGGUCUGCACCAGCUUAAAAGUUGGUGUUUGAAUCCAUGGUUUCCACUUAAAAAUUUUGGUCUGAGUCCUUGCUGAAUCUUGUUACUUGAACCUAAUAGACAGGCCUAACUAACUGUUACUACUUUGUUUGUGGCAUGGUUAAUGUCCAUUGUCUUCAUCAAGAGGGAGCAACAUAUAGUUAUUUUAUUUGUGCAUGAAAUGUGUGAUUUGGGAUGUUCUUUUUGGUUUUUUUCCCUUUCUUGGUUGUAGGAUGGGGGCAUUUUCAUUUUGUACAAGGUUAUUUUGAUGAUGAAAAAUAAGAAAAUCACCCACCUGCCCACCCAUACAAACACACUAAUAUACCUUAAAGUAGCAUCCUUCCAGAACAUAAUGCAUACAACAAGCUGCACAAAAUUGCAAAAACACAGUAAAAAUAAUUGUUUGCUUUGUUCACUGAAGUUCGACCCUGGAGAUAGUAGUCAUGUCAGGUUGUUCUUUAUCCGUGAACUAGAGAUCUUCUAGAUCAAGUACUCAAAAGGAUUCAGGUUUUGCCCUACAGGUUAUCAUCAGUCAGAUUUUGGUCAUUUCUUUCAACUCUCCCAUUCUUUGUUCUAUUCACCCAGUCAUCCUCACCUGGUCAAGCCAAGAAAACAUGUAUGUGGCCUUUCCCCUUCCAAUCAUAUUGUAUCUGAGAAAUUGCUUUAGUUUGUCCGCUAUUCAUGUAGCGAUGGAUCCAAGUAUAUUUUACUUCUACUGAUUUUGUAGGAUGUCACCUGUUUUUGGUUGGGGAUAACUUUGUUUAUGUGAAAUUUUGUAUUUGAACAAAUUAAUUUAUAUACUAUAAGCAAGAAAUUCAUACGGAUGAUGAUUCUGAGUU